GGCCAGGAUGGCUCCUCGGAUCUAGCCAGGGAGGCCAGAGUAGUGUCGGAGAUCCCUGUCCAAGUGAUGGUGGGACCAGGAUAGAGGAGCUGCCAUGAGGAUGUCUGAAGGCAAGACCCUGAGCUCCUCUUGCUUUGUGCUUUCCUUGCUCUCCUUGCACUGGGCUUUGCUCCAGCUGGGCCAGGCUUUUCCCAGCACCUCCGACUACCUCCAGCGGGGCUGGCAGCGGCUGCUGGAGGAAGGGGAGGGCUGUGCCGAGUGCCGGCCGGAGGAGUGCCCGGCGCCACGCGGGUGCCUGGCUGGCACGGUGCGGGAUGCCUGUGACUGCUGCUGGGAGUGUGCCAAUCUGGAGGGACAGAUCUGCGACCUGGACAACACCAACCACUUCUAUGGCAAGUGCGGGGAGCACCUGGAGUGCCAGCUGGAUGCCGGGGACCUGCAGCACGGAGAGGUGCCCGAGCCCCAGUGCGCUUGCCUCUCCCGCCUGGCCCUCUGUGGCUCCGACGGCAAAACCUAUGCCCAGAUCUGCAGGUUCCUGGAGGUUGCCCGUGCCCACCCUGAUGCCAACCUCACCGUGGCCCACGAGGGUCCCUGCGAGUCAGAGCCCCAGAUCACCUCCCCUCCCUAUGACACGUGGAACGUCACCGGGCAGGACGUCAUCUUUGGCUGCGAGGUAUUCGCCUACCCCAUGGCAUCCAUUGAGUGGAGGAAGGAUGGCACAGAGAUGCUGCUGCCUGGAGAUGACCCCCACAUCUCUGUCCAGUUCAGGGGUGGCCCCCAGAAAUACGAAGUGACAGGCUGGCUCCAGAUCCAGGGUGUGCGCGUGACGGAUGAAGGCAUCUACCGCUGCUUCGCCAGGAACAGGGUCGGGGAAGUGGUGGCAUUAGCCAGCCUGACGGUCUUCACGCCAGACCAGCUCAACCUGACAGGCUUUUCCAUGCCGAAGCCCCGCACAAUGCCCGAGGACUACGGGGAGAGCGAGGAGGACUAUUACUAG
Molecule: messenger RNA, 997 nt
Organism: Phaethon lepturus (White-tailed tropicbird)
Lineage: Eukaryota; Metazoa; Chordata; Aves; Phaethontiformes; Phaethontidae
Product: kazal-type serine protease inhibitor domain-containing protein 1-like
Exons: 4
Coding region: 95-997 (300 amino acids)
Biological process (GO): regulation of signal transduction; regulation of cell growth
Cellular component (GO): extracellular region
Molecular function (GO): insulin-like growth factor binding
Source: RefSeq, a predicted model, not a curated record